Molecule: messenger RNA, 4017 nt
Organism: Closterium sp. Yama58-4
Lineage: Eukaryota; Viridiplantae; Streptophyta; Zygnematophyceae; Desmidiales; Closteriaceae
Source: the annotation of a GenBank genome assembly
AUGACAGGUAUGGAUAACAUAUUGCAUACACAGCAUUUUAUUCCUUUGUUUGUGCCAUGUCAUUGGGUAAAAAGGAUCAACCUUUGCCACAUGGGCAAGGCCCAUGGUGGUGCACCCUUCCUUGCCAUGGGGAAGGUGGCUGCACCCCAAGGGGGCGCCUCGGAAACUGACUCCGUCACAGCAUCGACAUCCCUGAAAAUGGAGGACUCCCCUCCCAGGGACGUGACGGAUGGUUGCAACAGCAGCGCGAGCAGCGACAAUGCAGGUCGAACGCACCGCAAGGAGCGGAAAGAGCGAAAAGAGCGGAAGGAAGGGAGUGAAGGAAAUGAAGGGUCGGAGGGAAAGCACCGGGAGGAGCAGAAGGAGAGAAUUCACGGAAAAGAAGAUGGAAAGGGGAGCGUGGGAAACGAUGGAUCUCAUGCGGAAGGGGAGGAGGAGACGGAGAAGAGGGAGAAAAGAGAGAGGAAGGAGAGGAAGGAGAGGAAGGAGAGGAAGGAGGGAGAGGAGAGAAAGGAGAGGAAAGAGAAGAAAGAGAGGAAGGAAAGAAAGGCACUGACGCCCAGAGCAGGGGAUUUACCUAGUCACAGGGGUGGAGGGUUCGAGGUUCCUGCUGGGGAGCUUAGGAGGACCAGGAGUGGGGAGUCCCCCCUUGUGGUGGCGGAGCGGGAGGAGGGGAAGGAGCGAGAGAGGGAGAAGGAGAAGGAGAAGGGAUGGGGGGAGGAGGUGGGGAGGGAAGCGGAGGGAAUGAAUGGGAGAAGAGGAAGAGAAAAUGGUGGGAUUGAUGAGGAGAGUGGAGGCAGCAGAGUUACAGGAAAUGCCUACGCGGCGGCAGGGCUAGCUGGGCCAGCAGAGGCAGCAGCAGGGGCAGCAACGGAUCUUCUCCCUCUCCAGGCAAAACGAGAGGGUGAGUUGGAGGAGAGAGAGAGGCGAAUCCGCGAGCUGGAGGAGGGGAGAGCGGCUCUGGAGAGCGAGAAAGCGCGGGUGCAGGGGGAGGGGCGGCGAGCAGAAGCAGAGAUGCGGCAGCUGGUGGAGCAGAAGGAGCGUUUGGAACGAGCAACGGCACGGGUAGAGGCGGAGAAAGAGCAGUUACAGAAGGAGAAGAGGCAGCUGGAGGAGGAGAAAUCGCGAGUUGAAGACGAGAAGCGGCAGGCUGAGGAGGAGAAGGAGCGAGCAGAUGAGGAGAAGAGGCAAUGGGAGGAGGAGAGGCAGCGACUGGAGGAGGAAAAGAAGCAAGCGGAGGAGGAGAGGCAGCGACUGGAGGAGGAAAAGAAGCAAGCGGAGGAGGAGAGGCAGCGACUGGAGGAGGAAAAGAAGCAAGCGGAGGAGGAGAGGCAGCGACUGGAGGAGGAAAAGAAGCAAGCGGAGGAGGAGAGGCAGCGACUGGAGGAGGAAAAGAAGCAAGCGGAGGAGGAGAGGCAGCGACUGGAGGAGGAAAAGAAGCAAGCGGAGGAGGAGAGGCAGCGACUGGAGGAGGAGGUGGAGUAUCUGACCCAAGAGCUGGAAACAGAGCAGGAGAUCGCAGCAGAGGCUGCUGAGAUGGCGCAGCGGGAGUGGGCGGCGCGGCAGGAGGCGCUGCGCCAGCUGGCAGAGGUGGAGCGUGAGCUGGCGAUGGAGGCGAGCGAGGCUGACGUGGCAGCUGCUGCCGCUGCAGCAGCUGCAGUGAGAGAAGCAGCAGGAGCAGGGGUGUCUGAAGGAGUGACUGGCACUCUGAAUCACAACGGAUCAUUCAAGGUGGAAGCUGCGGAUUUGGCCUCUUCCUCCGUUCGAUCACUCUCAUUCAAAGCGCAGGCCAGUGAACGUGAAGGUGGUGGUACAGUCGGCAAGGGUGCAGCAAGCAUAGGUGGUGUUGCAUCUGACACUGACCCAUCAGCAAGCACGGCAGACUUCUCUGGCUUCGACUUGAAACUACCCAGAGAAGCAUCUACCUCCCCAGAUCACCUUACGAUGCCUCACCAAACCUCCUCACCUGCCGCAUCUCACCGAGCACCGCGCUCAACCACUCACGCAAGCUCUGAACCAGCACCGCACAUGGCCGCUUUCCCGACCUCUCAAUCCCUCUCUGCCGCUGCUUACUCUGCCGACCAAGAUCACAACCCCAGUUCUCACCAUCCCAGGCGGGUAGGCUCGGCAGCGCCGAAGCUGGACAUGCUGGCUCGGAUCCGAUCCGCCACAUUCGUCCUCCGCAACAGCAGCAGCCUCUCAAACACCCCUCUGGGAACCACCCCUUUGGCCUCCCCUGGCUAUAUGGCUAAAGGCUCAGUAUUCUCCCAAGCAGCAGGCUCAGGGUUCUCCCGAGCAGUAGCAUUGGCAGAGGCAGUGGAGGCAGUGCAGGCAGUGCAGGCAGUGCAGGCAGUGCAGGUGACAUCUGGCAAGAGUGACAAUCCGUCCAUAGUGGAAGAGACAACAGGGGAUGGUACUGAGGUGUCACCGCUGUGCCUGCUGCUGCAACAGCAGCUACGCCAUCACCACCAGCAGAUGGAGAGUGCUGCUGGGGCUGCUGCUGCUGCUGCUGCUGCUGAUGCUGAUGCUGCUACUCCUGAUAAAACUACCACUGCUGAUGCCGCCUCAGAUGUAGAGGAGAGGGUGGGUGGGUUAGAGGCCAGUCUUGUUCUAUUCAGAGAGGACUCGGUCAAUGCUGAUGCCUUGGGUGGAGAUACUGAGGUGCUCGGGGGAGGGGAGGAGGAGGGAGGUGGUGUGGUUGGGGAAAAGGAGGGGGCGAGGAGGGGAGAGGGGCAGGAGGAGAGGGGGGAUGUGGAUAGGAUAGAGAUUCGACCAAAGAGGGUGGGGGAGGGGGGGGAGGGAGACGCCGUUAGAGAUGCUUGGAAGCAAGCCGAAGCACUUGACCAGGCUAUUCUUGCCAGCUGCCAAGCAAGAGAGGACAAGGAGAGGGAGAGAGACAUGGUGCUCCAAAGGCUGAGCGAUGUCGAGACAACAAUUGCCGUCCUGAAGUCCACAGGUGGCGCCACCAUCAACUCUGCUUCUGGAAAGCAAUCAGCAGCCUCAGCUGGCGUUCCAGCACCCCUAGGAGCCUCCCUGACUCCUGCUGCUGGAAUCAUCCCUCAAAACCUCCACCGAGGAUUUGCCAGUGAUGAGAACCUGAAACGCACCCCGUUGUACGAUUUUCACGUGGCGGAAGGCGGGAAAAUGGUCCCCUUCGCCGGCUACAGCAUGCCGAUCCAGUACAAGGACAGCAUUAUCGAUUCCACCAUCAACUGCCGGACAAACGGAAGCCUGUUCGACGUCUCCCACAUGUGCGGUCUUAGUCUGAAGGGCAAGGAUGUGAUUCCGUUCCUCGAGACGCUCGUGGUUGGGGAUAUUGCUGCUCUCAAGGAUGGCACUGGCACCCUGUCGGUUUUCACGAACCAGAAGGGUGGAAUCAUCGACGACACUGUCAUCACUCGGGUUACCCCUUCGCACAUCUAUCUCGUCGUCAACGCUGGCUGCCGCGAGAAGGAUUUGGACCACAUCGGAGCUCAUCUGGAGGCCUACAAGGCGGCGGGCAAGGACGUUUCCUGGCAGAUUCAUGACGACCGCGCGCUGCUGGCGCUGCAGGGCCCUCUGGCGGCGUCCACGCUGCAGCCUCUCGUGUCGACGGGCCUCUCCAAGAUGUCUUUCAGCGAUUUCACCAUGCUCAAGAUCGACGGCCACGAUUGCUUCCUCACCCGAACGGGCUACACUGGAGAGGAUGGGUUUGAGAUCUCCGUGCCUAAUGAGAACGCACUGGCACUUGCCAAGAAGCUUCUCGAGGUGGGCGAAGGCAAGGUGAGGCUCACCGGGCUUGGUGCCCGUGACUCUCUCCGCCUGGAGGCCGGACUUUGCCUCUACGGCAACGAUUUAACAGAGGAAAUUACCCCGAUUGAAGGUGCGCUGGCGUGGACAAUCGGGAAGAGGCGGCGGGCAGAGGGAGGGUUCAUUGGAGCUGACGUGAUUUUGAAGCAGCUGGCGGAUGGGCCUGCAAGGAGGCGAGUGGGGUUCUACUGGAGCUCCUGCGAGGAGCCACGUAGAGAUUUUGGAUAA